CUCACAAACACACAACUAAUACAUACCCACAACCAUACAAUACUCGCUAUCAAGCGAAUAAUACUGUAGGACAACUAUCUACACUACACAGGUUAACAUAAUCUAGUCAGAAUGCCACGUAAGAAGCCCACACGCUCUUCCGAUGUUAUCGGUAACAUGGAUCUCAAGCCUGAAGAGGCUGUGGCUGACUACUUCCUUUCACGCCAGCAGGACCGCUUCUUUGUGAAACCACCGAACUGGGACUCGCCUGGGGAUUCUAUUGAGAUGUUGUUCAUUUCCAAUCAGCGAGAGUACGAGCAAAUGUGUGUUCUGAAGAGCGAGGUGUUCAAAAAUGCAAAACGCCAGGCCGAGAUCAACUGCACUCGCAUUCAGAAAAUGUACAAGACCCAGGAUCGGUUGCGGAAACGGUUCAUUGAGGUGAACAGCUUUAUCAAGGACUGCGCGGACAAGAGGCGUAGUGCUGAGAAGGCUAUUCAGCAUGAGAGUGAACUUCACGAAGAACUAACGGGUGGCAUCGAUGAAUGCAAUAGCUCCAUUAAAGAACUGGAUGCAUUUCGCAACGACCUAAAGCGAACGGUUAAGGAAUUCGAGCCCUACGAGCGCGUCUUGGAUGAUGUUGUGAAGGUAUCGGACAUAUUUGAGUCUCCAAAAGAUUGCAUGGAUCGGUGCGAUGCACUCAUGCUCGCCCAAGUGGAAAUCAACAAACUGGAAAUGCAGAAGAUACAAGAAAUUGAGGAAAUGCGCAAAACUAUGCUCAAAGUCACCAACGAAGCAGCCCUAACUGUUUUGGGUCUUAAGAAUGAUUUGGCCAAACUGGAGCGUUCCUACAAUAAUUCGCGUACUAUGUGCCUGAAAAUGGAAAAGAUCUUGGGCACUACCAAGGAUACAGUCACUAUGAACGACCUGGACAAAGACCGAACCUUGGAUUGCGUUCAAAUUUUGUACCGUCUUCUGUGCAAACGACGCGAUAUAGAUGCUAGCUUUAGCCGUCGCGAUGUGGAAAGUUCGAUGGACUUCAUAAAGCGAGAGGUUGAACUUCUAGUUAGGGUUCUGCGAAAGAUUAAAGCGCAAAAAAGUUCCAAUAAACCCGAAAAGCCCACAACACAUGAGGGCCCGCCAUGCUAAAACCUUGCUGAUUAUGUUAGCAAGAGUGAAGUUUAAGUUAUUUAAAGCAAUGCAUAUCUAGAUUAGAACAUAUUAAAACAAACAAAUAAAAGCCACUAACAAUAUUUUGUACAAUA
Scaptodrosophila lebanonensis is the source of this 1241-nucleotide messenger RNA. RefSeq lists its product as uncharacterized. The transcript is spliced from 4 exons. The coding region runs from base 112 to 1125 and encodes 337 amino acids. The record is from RefSeq and is a predicted model, not a curated record. NCBI's taxonomy places the organism in Eukaryota, Metazoa, Arthropoda, Insecta, Diptera, Drosophilidae.